Molecule: messenger RNA, 908 nt
Organism: Paramacrobiotus metropolitanus
Lineage: Eukaryota; Metazoa; Tardigrada; Eutardigrada; Parachela; Macrobiotidae
Exons: 2
Coding region: 59-775 (238 amino acids)
Source: RefSeq, a predicted model, not a curated record
ACCACCAAAUCCGUGCAACGCGUGUUACUUAAUAACUGUAUUUACGACUUACAUCAGAAUGGCAGAACAGGCGCCAGAUUCUUCCGCGCGCCCGGCAGUGGCUGGUGUUGUUAACAAUGCAGUCGAAAAUUCUCGAGUAACUGGCCCAGUUGCUCGAGAGCAGUAUCCGUACCAAGUUGUUGGAUUUAUGAAACAACAUCAGCAACUUCCAGCGUUACAACCGCAAUUUCCGACGAAUGUGCCAAUUGAAGGUCAACAGGCACAGCCGGAAAUAUUACGUCUUGAGGAGUAUUUUAAAAGCUUUGGGGAUCAAGGAGCCUCUGGUCCACAACACCCUCCACAGCCAUUAAAUCCAGCAAUUCUCUUCCAACAUCCGGUGUCCUUAGCGAAUUCCCCGCAAUAUCAGCAAGGAAUGGACAGUCGGAAUGCUAACUGCGGUCGGAUGUAUAGUGCCCAGAAUAUUCCCUGGUGUGGAGCUCCUAUGGAUGUUAAUUUGCAUUCGCCAUCUUCUCCGUUGCCGAGUCGCAUUCGGCUGGAUGCAAUUUACCUUGCUGAAGUGGAAUUAGAGAAACUGUUGUGCGAUCUUCGAAGUUUAUCCGGCGAGAAUCAGAAUUCGAAAAGCGUGGCGUUUGAGAUCCUAAAGAAUGUUGCCGCGCAUGAGUACUUAAAAGGGUUUACCAUAGCUGAGAAAUUGGUUGCCUUUCGAGACAUUAGACAGCACCACCAAUCUGGCGUUCCUAAGCGGGGUGGCCCUACGGAGUAUUUUUCUGGGUAAAUCAGAUUGUUGUCAAUCGAUUAAAGUUUACUUGAUGUAACAUCUAGAAUUGCGAUAAUUUUAUCAUUGAUCAUGAAACUGUUAUCACCUUUGCGUGUCUUGCGUGGUAAUCAUGAAUAAAAACGACAUCCUA